Messenger RNA from Acanthisitta chloris (rifleman), 1448 nucleotides. Its product is annotated as disks large-associated protein 2-like. The annotation marks the transcript as partial. The transcript has 6 exons. Lineage: Eukaryota; Metazoa; Chordata; Aves; Passeriformes; Acanthisittidae. Gene Ontology annotation, biological process: signaling. Gene Ontology annotation, cellular component: glutamatergic synapse; postsynaptic specialization. The record is from RefSeq and is a predicted model, not a curated record. Gene Ontology annotation, molecular function: molecular adaptor activity.
GUGGAAACAGCGACUGACUCAGACACGGAGAGCAGAGGCCUGCGGGAAUACCACUCUGUUGGGAUCCAAGUGGAAGAUGAGAAACGGCACGGACGGUUCAAGCGCUCAAACAGUGUGACAGCAGCUGUCCAGGCUGACCUGGAGCUGGAGGGUUUUCCAGGCCACAUCACCAUGGAGGACAAGGGACUUCAGUUUGGUUCUUCAUUCCAGCAGCACUCGGAGCCCAGCACACCCACCCAAUACAGUGCCGUGAGGACUGUACGGACACAGGGACUGUUCAGUUACAGAGAAGACUAUAGGACCCCAGUUGACACCUCAAACCUUCCACCACCAGAGCCCUGGCUUGAGCCUGCCAUUGAGACAGUGGAGACUGGGCGGAUGUCUCCGUGCCGACGGGAUGGAUCUUGGUUUAUGAAGUUACUGCACACUGAAACUAAGAGAAUGGAAGGAUGGUGCAAAGAGAUGGAGAGAGAAGCAGAAGAAAAUGAUCUUUCUGAAGAAAUCCUAGGUAAGAUCCGAAGUGCUGUUGGAAGUGCUCAACUCCUCAUGUCUCAGAAGUUCCAGCAAUUUUAUUGGCUUUGUCAGCAAAAUCUGGACCCGAGUGCCAUGCCCAGACCAACCUCCCAGGACCUAGCAGGUUUCUGGGACUUAUUGCAGCUCUCGAUUGAAGAUGUCAGCAUGAAGUUUGAUGAACUGCACCAGUUGAAACUCAAUGAAUGGAAGAUAAUAGAAUCACCUGAAAGGAAGGAAGAAAGAAAAGUUCCUCCUCCUGUACCAAAGAAGCCCCCCAAAGGGCGGCUGCUGGCCGCCAAGCGAGCGGCCUCGUUCCGGCAGAACUCGGCCACGGAGCGUGCGGACAGCAUCGAGAUCUAUAUCCCCGAGGCCCAGACCCGGCUCUGAGGGCAGCGCUGCACAGCUCCUUUUGUACAACGCACUGCUUGUACAGUUUAUCACUCACCUGGUAACUUCCGUCUCAUCCUCUCCACUCACUAUGCCCUCGCUGUCGUGUUCUUUGUGCCAUAAGCACAGUGGAAUGCUUUUGAUUUCCUCAGAGUUUGGCGAGCUCAGCGCAGGAACGACUUCUUUUUCUAUUUAUUGUCUGACUUACAAUCAGCUACAAUGGAUAGGGCUUGUCCAGACCUGACUUAUCCAAUGUAUUCUCAGAGGACAACGAGAAACACCUCUUGAGAUGGAACCCAGCUUACUUUUUGUUAUUUCUAUUUUUAUAAAAAGUGUGAGAAUUAGGGAUAAGAAUAACAAACUCCAAAUGGGUGCAUCUCACCAUUCACUAGAGGCAUUAGCUAAAUCCAAGUAGAAGGUGCUACAAAUGUAAAGAGCAGGAAAGAAAGAACCCAUUUAUCUCUUUGACCUCCAGUUUCUUUUCCUAGAACCCAGCUAACAUGUUUACCCACGCACUCUGCCACUCUUCUCAUCUUUGUUACUGCAGA